AUGGCCGAUAAAUUUAUGAAUGGUAUUAAUUCAACCUUAAUUUCAACGAAAUCUGAAGUCACUUUAGACAAAGCGCUUCUGGGCUUUGUGUUAUACGCAAUUACAUUUAUUACAGUCGUUGGAAAUGUUCUUGUAUUGGUAGCUGUGAAGAUAAACAAGAAGUUACAGACGACAUUUAAUUAUUACAUAAUAAAUUUGGCAAUUACAGACGUCGCCGUUGCCGUGACAGCCAUGAGUUUUAUGGCUACACACACUGUUCUGGGAUAUUGGCCUUUUGGGGAAGCUCUUUGUGCUAUGUGGAUUUUCUUCGACUACGGUAUGACGUUUGUGUCAGUGUUCACACUAAUCUUAAUAUCAGUUGACAGAUUCUGGAGUGUAAAGUGGAGUGUCCAUUACAGAAAGUAUCAUACAAAACGGAAGUGCAUUAUAUCUAUUGUCUGCAUGUGGUUGUUUAUGCUGGUUCUUUGGGUACCACCUUUAAUACUGGACAGAGUUCGAUACAGUGAACCUGGAAUCUGUUUUUGGGACCCAUCAUUAAACAAAGAAUUUGUUUACAUCGUUGCUAUUCUUGGACACCAUGGCCCCUUUUGUAUAAUGAUUUUCUGCUAUAUUUACUUGUUUCUAAUUAUGCAUAAACGCACAAAAGUUUCUGAUUCUACCCGUAUAAAUAGACAAUCAUCUUAUCCAGAACACAGUAGUGUAAUGAAUAAUGAAACACGUAUUACUCUGUCAACAUUGGUGCCAAAACCAAAUUCUUCGAAGAUGGAACCCGUCGCAGCAUUCUCACCACCGCCAUCUGAGAACAGAAGCGUGGAAAUUUCGAAUGCUCCAGUAACUGUGAGCUACCUUCGAGUUCCAGAAGCAGGUGUUUCUGUCCGGGGCCAUCAAGCUUUAUCUGUCAGUGAAAAGCGUUUGAUACGUGACCGGAAAAUCUUUGUGACACUGACUUAUAUAAUUUUUGGAUAUGUUAUUCUUUGGCUGCCUUUUCACAUCAUUUUUGAUAUUAGUAUCGUUAAACCGGAUAUAGUCCCUGAACAAGUGUGGACCAUGGUGUUCUGGAUGACAUAUUUCAACUCAACGGUCAAUCCAAUCUUGUAUAACUUCAGUAGUUCUGAAUUCAGACAGACAUUUAAGAGAAUUCUUACACGAUGUAAAUGAUAAGCUUUAAAAAGGGACAUGCACUGGUUGAACGAUUGAGCAAAAAUGCCUAAAACUCUCCUAUAAUACCACCAGCUUGACUUUUUUCCAAAUGUAUUUGGUAAAAUUAUAAAACGUUUCAUUAAAAGAAGUUACGACCCAACUGUUUUGAGACAUACCGCAUGUUUAGUGUUCAACCCGUUUACAGUUGGACACU
Molecule: messenger RNA, 1354 nt
Organism: Mercenaria mercenaria
Lineage: Eukaryota; Metazoa; Mollusca; Bivalvia; Venerida; Veneridae
Product: muscarinic acetylcholine receptor M5-like
Exons: 3
Coding region: 1-1158 (385 amino acids)
Biological process (GO): adenylate cyclase-activating adrenergic receptor signaling pathway
Cellular component (GO): membrane
Molecular function (GO): G protein-coupled receptor activity
Source: RefSeq, a predicted model, not a curated record